This is a messenger RNA of Sarcophilus harrisii (Tasmanian devil), 885 nucleotides long. RefSeq names its product keratinocyte associated protein 3 (gene KRTCAP3). NCBI's taxonomy places the organism in Eukaryota, Metazoa, Chordata, Mammalia, Dasyuromorphia, Dasyuridae. The record is from RefSeq and is a predicted model, not a curated record. Bases 58 to 762 code for a protein of 234 amino acids. The transcript has 7 exons.
GGGCCGGGCUCAGGUGUACCGGAAGGCGGCCGGGUGGCCGGCGGCGCUGGGAGCAGUAUGUGCCGUGGCUGCCACUGUCGCUUCGACGCGGCCCAGGGGCCCCGCCGGCUCAUGCGCGCCGGCCUCGCCUUGAUCUUAGUGGGGCACGUGAACUUGUUGGUGGGAGCCGUGCUUCACGGCACCGUCCUGCGGCACGUGUCGAGUCCCGGCGGAACCAUCACCCCCGAGUACACCGCGGCCAACGUCGUCUCCGUGGGCUCGGGCCUUCUGAGCGUAGCCGCGGGACUCGUGGCGCUGCUGGCCUCCAGGAACCUCCUGCUGACCGCGCUGCACUGGGCCCUGCUGGCCGUGUCCCUGCUGAACCUGCUCUUGUCCGCCGCCUGCUCCCUGGGGCUGCUGCUCGCGUUCUCCCUGACCGUGGCCAACGGGGGCCGUCGCCUGCUGGCCCAGUGCUAUCCGAGCCUCUCCGACCCUCUGGCACCCGCGGACGACUGCCCGUUUGACCCCACCCGCAUCUACGAGACCGCGCUGGCGCUCUGGCUCCCGUCUGUGUUCAUGGCUGCGGCCGAGGCUGCUCUGUCCGGGUACUGCUGUGCGGCUGCCCUUGCGCUUCGGGGGUUCCAGCCCUGUGGGGAGGAAGGACUGCUGCAACAGCUUCAGGAACUAGAAGAGCCCGAAUUCCCCAAGGGGAAAAGGCAAGAAAAUGAACAGCUUUUGGAGCAAAGUCAAGAAAUCCAGGCUGGGAGGAAAAACUGGGUUUAGCAACAGCAGUUCUUGCGAUUGGAGCUGACAAGCCCGAGGUGACAUUUUUUUCCCUCCUAAAACCAUGCAAAAACCCAGAUUGUGACGAUGUAAAUAAUUGUAAUAAAAGACUUUCUUUUCUUU